Fusarium graminearum PH-1 is the source of this 606-nucleotide messenger RNA. RefSeq lists its product as uncharacterized. Lineage: Eukaryota; Fungi; Ascomycota; Sordariomycetes; Hypocreales; Nectriaceae. The coding region runs from base 242 to 481 and encodes 79 amino acids. The transcript has a single exon. The record is from RefSeq and is a predicted model, not a curated record.
GAAACUCACAGGGAAUAUUAACAAAAUGGUGGACGUCCUUGCAGUGGUAACACAAACACCACCGCAGCCACACCGACCAAAAAAUGGCCCUCGGGAUUUCAUGCUCACUUUGACCUUGACCGAUCCGUCCACGGCACCGACUCAAGUCCGUGUAGCCCAUAUAUUCCGGCCCCACUUAGCCUCGCUGCCGGACGUUGAGAGUGGGGACAUUAUCCUCCUCCGGCGGUUUAAGGUGGUGUCAAUGAAGGGCCGUGACUUCGGCAUUCGAUCAGAAGAUUCAUCGUCAUGGGCCGUGUCCAAGCCGAACGAUGAACAAGUUCUCGGCCAAGUCAAGGGUCCACCGGUGGAAACUACCCCAGAAGAGAUCGCACAUGCCAAGGGUCUACGGCACUGGUGGAGCCUCCAGGAUGAUAACGCUAUGAACAAGAUCGAGACGGCGUCACGGAAGGUGACCGAGGCGGGCAAGGAAAACACCAAAUGAGUGGACUUGCAAGGGAAAAAAAGUGUCAUGAGCGGGAGAAGAGGACAGGGGUAGAGGAAGGGCAUAAAUGCAUUGAUUUCAUUCACAGCUCUAUUGGAGAUGUUUGUAAUAGCUGGAGUUUGGGA